AUGGCAGAAGAGGAGUUUGAGAUCGACGUCUAUGGCGACUCGGCUAACGACAAUGGCGACAUCGACCAUGGCGAACAGAACCAUGGUGAGGGAGAUCACCAGGGAUAUGAGGGGGAAGACGCCUCUGGCGGAAAUGCCGACGAGCAGGGUCACGGAGACCACGGAAACUACCACGGUGCACCUCAAGACAACAUGGAAGAUAGUGCUGCCUCACGGACGCAGUCCGGUAGCCCUAUCCCCCAGCAGCGCCCACCGCAGGGCGUGAAGCGUAAGGAGGGUUCUGACGAUCGGCCCGUUGACCCUGGCGCCACCACGGCGCUGCUGGUCUCGGAGCUAAACUGGUGGAACACGGACGAUGACAUCCGCGGUUGGGUGCGCCAGGCCGGUUGCGAGCAUGAACUAAAGGACAUCACAUUCAGUGAGCAUAAAAUCAACGGAAAGAGCAAGGGCCAAGCCUAUGUCGAGUUCACCUCGCAGCAGGCCGCCACUGCUACCAAGCACCGCGUCGACGCCCUGUCGAGCGAGUACAGCCAGCCGGGUCAGAAGAGGCACACGGUCAUCUAUUCAAGCCCUACCCACAACCCGUUCCGAACGUUGCCGAAGGACGCCCCUAAUAGGGCCGCCAAGGACGGUCAAGGUCGGGGUCCUUCUGGCCCCGUGUACAAUGACCGUGGCGGCGGCAACUUCGUCGGAAACAACAGCUUUGGCGGAUUCCGCGGAGGACGCGGUAACUUCGGCGCCCCCCGGGCCGGCAUGAACCAGGGCGGGUACAACCGCAACUUUUCGGGCAACAACAUGGGCGCCUUUAAUGCGAACAACAUGGGCUUCAACAACCCCAUGGCCGGCGGAGGUUUCGGCGGUGGCUUCAACCGCGGUGGUAUGAUGGGCAGUGGUAUGCGUGGCGGCAUGCGUGGUGGCCGUGGCGGCGGCAUGAACAUGAUGGGCGGCAUGCCCAUGGGCGGUGGUAUGCCCAUGGGCGGCAUGGCUGGCCCGAUGGGCGGAAUGGGCAUGAUGGGCGGCGGCAUGGGCGGCGCUAUGGGCGCGGGUAUGCCUGGAUUCCAAGGAAUGCAACCAGGCUUCAACCCGGGCUUUUUCGGCGGCGCCAACCAGUCCAACGAGUGGCAGAACCCGCAUGGCGCCAAGCGAGCCCGCGGCGAGUAG
Molecule: messenger RNA, 1161 nt
Organism: Chaetomium strumarium
Lineage: Eukaryota; Fungi; Ascomycota; Sordariomycetes; Sordariales; Chaetomiaceae
Exons: 3
Coding region: 1-1161 (386 amino acids)
Biological process (GO): mRNA alternative polyadenylation
Cellular component (GO): mRNA cleavage and polyadenylation specificity factor complex
Molecular function (GO): mRNA binding
Source: RefSeq, a predicted model, not a curated record